Messenger RNA from Sinocyclocheilus grahami, 1634 nucleotides. Its product is annotated as proline-rich transmembrane protein 2-like. The record is from RefSeq and is a predicted model, not a curated record. NCBI's taxonomy places the organism in Eukaryota, Metazoa, Chordata, Actinopteri, Cypriniformes, Cyprinidae. The transcript has 5 exons. The coding region runs from base 249 to 983 and encodes 244 amino acids. Gene Ontology annotation, cellular component: membrane.
CCGUUUCCUCCUCCUGUCCAGUCAGUGUGACCCCAGCAUCCCUGCCGACACGACGAGCGCACUGCAUAGACCACAGCACCGCGGCAUUUUUCUUUUAAUCUACAUUUAAAUGUCACACUGGAACAUCGAAUUUUCAUUUGAAUCGGCCGAGCGAGCGUCUAUGCAAAUGAACUAACCUUAACGGCGUACGUGCGACUUCAACUGCACACUGGCUGGAACCGCGCGGUGUAAGCCACACGGGACACCGUAUGAACAUCAACGCUACACUGGCCACAUUCGCACCCUCCACCGUCUCUAUGGAAACCAAGUACCACCAGGCAUCAUUGGGCUCUCUGGUUUGUACCCAAGACGAGGAGCCGAUGAGCUGCCAGACCCCGUGCCCUGUUACAUACCAGCCGGGGACCACUGGGGUCGGAUCGGACUCCUUCCCAUGUCUGCGCCCCCUCACUUUCCCCCAGAAGUCCAAUGAGGAGGCGCGGCGCUCGGGAGAGGUCACCGUUAUGGUCAAGGAGAAAGCUGAGAGUGCCGAUAGGAUUUGUUCUUCCCCAAACGAUGCUUCUACCUUCAAACCCAUUCUCUCAUCUCCUCCUCGCCGGCAUCAUUCUCUCCCUCAUUCUCACCAUCCACAUGUGGGCCGCACCCGGAUGGGCAGCCGCUCCAGCUCCAUCGCCUACACAGCGUUCUCCCCACGGCCCUCUAUUUCACGCCACUCCAGUAUCGCCACCAACCCCCCGAUGGACCGCUCCAAACCCAAAGACUACCUCAUCCUCGCCAUCAUCGCCUGCUUCUGCCCUGUCUGGCCAGUCAACAUUGUGGGAUUUGUUUACUCCAUCAUGUCGCGGAACAGUCUGGAGCAGGGGAACAUAGACGGAGCGAGACGACUGGGUCGCGUGGCCAAGCUGCUGUCUGUGGUCUCUCUGGUGGGAGGAGCUGUCAUCAUCGUAGCAUGCGCCGUGAAUCUGUCAAUUAAUGUCAAAUCCUGAGUGCAUCGAGUGUGCCACAGAAUCCAGCUUCACAUCAGACCACUGACCCGAACACCACGGCCCAUUUGUUUUGCCCCACUGCUGCUGUGACGGCAAUCACAACAUAGAGAGCAAUCGAUAAGCGGAUGACUUUGCUCUCUGAAAGAAACCUUGGUAAUCUGCAACAUCCUUCAAACAGAUGGAGCAAGAUGCUUCGCUGAAGUCUCACACAUCAAUGAGAAAAGAGUAAAAGAGUUUUACUCUUGCGUUCGUUCCUUGGCACUUGCUCCGAGGCUGUUGGAGUCUCUCACACCUAAACAUGAACAACUGUGGCUCACGCUCUGUAAAGACUGGCUGCACUCACACGCUGUCAUUGAGGAGAAGUGUUUUUCCUUCUCCAGAAGCAGAAAACAAGCCAAACCAAAAUACAGACAUAGGUUUGUCAGAUUAUUCCUCCCAAUGAGAAUCACACGCCAAAUGUUCUGAAGAUUGUCACAUGUGAUGAAGUGGAUCUCCUCAGUCGUGAGUCGUGAUCACGUCCUUAUAAUAGAGACACACUUGAUUUACUACGUCGACAACAUUUGUUCUGUUUUUUCAAAACCUCUGAGAACCGUUUGUGAGUAAAGAGGAGAGAUAUCUUAGUAACAAGUUAGCUUUUUUAUUUUCAUGUCC